AUGAAUAAGCUUUUAGCAAUGGGAAUGUUAUCUUUAAUAAUAAUUGGAAUCACUUAAUAUUUUGAUAAUUCAGAACUAAAUCUCUAAUAGAGAUUUGAAAUUUAUACAAGAAAAUAUGGAAAAUUUUAUGGUCCUUCUGAAAAGAUCUUUAGAACUAAGAUCUACGAAGAGAGAAUUAAAUUAUUUGAAGCUCACAAUUCUGAUAAAACUUAAACUUAUACUAUGGGAGAGAAUUAAUUUACUGAUUUAACCUAAGAAGAAUUUGAGUCCAUUUAUUUAAGAAGAAGAUCUUAUUAGAAAUAAUAAUUUGAAAAUUAUGUAUCAACUUCUGAAACAAACUUAUCUUCAGCAAAUUGGGAAGGUUUAACUGCUAUCAAAGAUUAAGGUUAAUGUGGAGCUGGUUGGGCUUUUGCAGCGAUAGGAGCAGUCGAAUCAAUUUUAAGAAUUGAUGGUAUCACAGAUAAAGACCUUUCAGAAUAAUAAUUAAUAGAUUGUGAUUUAGAAUCUUAAGGUUGUGAAGAUGGAAACUUAGAUAAUGCAUUAAAUUGGGUUUUAAAUAAUGGUGUAACUACAGCCACCAAUUAUCCUUACACUGGCAAAACUGAAGCAUGCAAAAGACAAACAGGGUUAUUCUAAAUUAAGGGAUAUUAAAAAGUUGAUCCAAAUUAAAUGUAACCUGCAAUUAUUAAGUCUCCAAUUGCUGCAUCUGUUGAUGGUUCAAGUUGGAUAUUCUAUAAAUCUGGUGUUUUUAAUAGAUGUUCUUUUGAAGAAUUUAACCAUGAUGUUUUGAUUAUAGGUUUCAAAGAUGAUGGAACUUGGAUAGUUAAAAAUUCUUGGGGUCAAUGGUGGGGAGAAAAUGGUAUUAUAAGAUUACCUAAAGGUAAUUCAUGUGGAAUUUAAGAAUAAUCGUUUAUUGCAUAUGCAUGA
Paramecium pentaurelia is the source of this 927-nucleotide messenger RNA. NCBI's taxonomy places the organism in Eukaryota, Ciliophora, Oligohymenophorea, Peniculida, Parameciidae. The record is from the annotation of a GenBank genome assembly.